Rhinocladiella mackenziei CBS 650.93 is the source of this 1272-nucleotide messenger RNA. RefSeq lists its product as uncharacterized. Gene Ontology annotation, biological process: transmembrane transport; carbohydrate transport. The record is from RefSeq and is a predicted model, not a curated record. NCBI's taxonomy places the organism in Eukaryota, Fungi, Ascomycota, Eurotiomycetes, Chaetothyriales, Herpotrichiellaceae. Bases 1 to 1272 code for a protein of 423 amino acids. Gene Ontology annotation, cellular component: plasma membrane. Gene Ontology annotation, molecular function: carbohydrate:proton symporter activity. The transcript is spliced from 5 exons.
AUGAUUAUGAAGGACGCCCUUUCCGGCGAGGCUGCUGGUUCUGCUAUUUGGCAUUCCUAUCUUCCGAAAAGCCAGGAUGAAAUUGAUCGAGAAAUGCGGCCUACAGAAUUCCAACUUCCUGCUGACGCCAACAAGGAAGUGGGAAAUAAGUUGAUUCAUAACAGCAUCAGAAGACGGCAUAAAGUUCUGGCGCCCACCAUUGGUGCCCAAAAGCCCUACGCUUCGAUAGACACGAGUCCGAAGUAUCAGAAACCUGGAGCUGCUUCACAACUGCUCGACUGGAGAUUGAAGCGAGCUGAUGGUCGAGGGCCCCCUACCUAUGUCGAAAGAACUCCCCUUUCCAUCGGCACUCUUGUCGGAGCAUUGAUGGCGGGUCCCGUUGCAAACAAUGCCGCCAUUGGCCGUAAAUACUCCAUCUGUAUAUGGUCGGUCAUCUUCUGCGUUGGCGUCACCGUGCAGAUUGGUGCUCGUGGUCCCCGUUGGUAUGAAGUGAUGAUUGGAAGAAUCAUUGCGGGACUUGCGAUAGGUGGUCUUUCCGUCAUGGUUCCCUGCGUACCAGGGAGAAUCCAGCCCUCGACAUGUCCGGGGAGCCAUUGUCUGCUGCUACCGGGUACGCCGUCGAAAUCUGGUCUUGGUUUUGGAGAAUGUACGACCGAACCGACAGUGAACGCAAAGCUCUUCAUCGCCAUUGGUAUCUUGAUUGCCAACUUAGUCAACUUUGGAACCGAAAACAUCCAAAGCACAGCCUCAUGGCGAGUGCCGAUGGGAGUCGGCUUCUUGUUUGCGUUGGUUCUCGGUUUUGGUAUUCUUGCUUGUCCGGAAACCCCUCGCCACGAAUACCGGCACGGCAAAAUUGACAGUGCGACCACCUCCAUCGCCAAAUUUCAUGGUGUCUCCGAGCGACACACCGUGGUCAGGAACCAAUUAAUGGAAAUGCGAAAAAAGCUUCAAAUCGAGAUUGAAGGAGGAAGCCACCCCUGGUACGAGGCCCUUCAGCAACUUGCCGGGGCCAACUACUUUUUCUAUUAUAGCACCACGGUAUUCGCGUCGGUCGGACUGUCUAAUUCUUAUGUUACCCAAAUAAUUCUGGGUGCUGUCAACGUUGGGACAACCUUUCCGGGCCUUUACUUUGUCGAGAAGUUCGGUCGUCGCAAAUGCCGUAUGACUGGAGCGGCCUGGAUGUUCAUGUGCUUCACGAUCUUCGCCUCUCUGGGGCAUUUGCCUUGCAAAAUGAUGACGGUAGCAACAACCAGACAAUCGGUUAUGUCAUGA